Messenger RNA from Stomoxys calcitrans (stable fly), 1013 nucleotides. RefSeq names its product protein unc-50 homolog (gene Unc50). The coding region runs from base 172 to 978 and encodes 268 amino acids. The transcript is spliced from 4 exons. NCBI's taxonomy places the organism in Eukaryota, Metazoa, Arthropoda, Insecta, Diptera, Muscidae. The record is from RefSeq and is a predicted model, not a curated record. Gene Ontology annotation, cellular component: Golgi membrane.
AACAGCUGAUUACAAUCUAUCAGUGAUGUGUCAAAGCAAACCUCCAUAAAAAUUAAAUUGUAUUAAAAAAUAUAAAAGUAAUCGAGUAAAUAAUGCAAGAUUGAACAAGUUUUAAGUUAAUUGCGUGUAAAUAGGUCAUAUGCGAAAUAAUAGGUGUACGAAAAUAUCAACAUGAAGCAAUCGACAUCGCCCACACCCUCUGUGGUGUCCAGUUAUGUAGCUUCUAGGGGCCAGUCGCCUCUACCACCACCGGUCAACUAUAAGAAGAACUGUCUAUCGGCUACAACAAAAAGCUACAAAUACUUGAGGAGACUUUUAAAAUUCAAUCAGAUGGACUUUGAGUUUGCACUAUGGCAAAUGAUUUAUCUGUUUAUAGCACCACAAAAAGUCUACAGAAAUUUCAAUUAUAGAAAGCAGACAAAAUCACAAUUUGCGAGAGACGAUCCCGCAUUUCUAGUUUUAUUCCUGGUCUGUUUAUGCGUUACUUCUCUGGGAUUUGCCUGGGUAUUAGGCUUGAAUGUUUGGCAAAGUAUCUCAUUCAUUUUCUAUGUAGUUUUUGUGGACUGCAUUUUUGCGGGUAUUGUGGUGGCCACAUUUUUAUGGUUGGUUACCAAUCGAUAUCUACGAACCAGUAACUUAGAACCCGAUGUGGAGUGGGGCUACGCAUUUGAUGUGCACUUAAAUGCCUUCUUUCCGCCACUCAUGCUCUUGCACUUCAUUCAGUUAUUCUUUUACAAUUGGUUGAUUAGCAAACCGUGGUUCUUAUCGAAUUUUUUAGGCAACACAUUUUGGCUGCUGGCCUUGUGCUACUAUGUUUAUAUAACAUUUCUGGGAUAUAAUUGUAUUCCACACUUAAAGAAUACACGCCUGAUUCUCAUUCCUCUGCCCAUUAUCUUUCUUUUGUAUUUAAUCACUUUAAUUAUUAGUUGGAAUGUUACCGUAGCCUUCAUAGAUUUCUAUAAGUAUCGUGUGUAUUAAAGUAACGUUUUCUACAGACACAAAGAAAAAUGUAA